This is a messenger RNA of Brassica napus (rape), 778 nucleotides long. RefSeq names its product protein YLS9-like. Gene Ontology annotation, biological process: defense response to other organism. The record is from RefSeq and is marked provisional. Lineage: Eukaryota; Viridiplantae; Streptophyta; Magnoliopsida; Brassicales; Brassicaceae.
CAAACACAAAAAGGAAGAAAUAUAUCAUAUAUAGAGAGAGAAAGAAGCACAACAGUGGCAGAACCGUAAAUAAAAGAUGUCCAAAGAUUGCGGCAACCACGGUGGUGGCAAAGAAGCAGCCGUCCGGCGAAUCUGCGCCGCCGUUAUAGCCUUCAUCAUAAUAGUUCUAAUCACCAUCUUUCUAGUAUGGGUCAUACUCAGGCCAACUAAGCCAAGAUUCAUCCUCCAAGACGCCACCGUCUUCGCCUUCAACCUCUCGCAACCAAACCUCCUCACCACAAACUUUCAGAUCACAUUCGCAUCUCGUAACCCUAACUCCAAGAUCGGUAUCUACUACGACCGUCUCCACGUCUACGCUACGUACCGUAACCAGCAGAUAACUCUCAGGACAGCGAUCCCUCCGACGUACCAAGGCCACAAAGAAGACAACGUCUGGUCUCCGUUUGUUUACGGAACCGCUGUUCCGAUCGCACCGUACAACUCCGUCGCUUUGGGAGACGAGCAAGGUCAUGGACUCGUUCAGUUAAUGAUACGUGCCGAUGGGCGCGUGAGGUGGAAAGUAGGGACGUUGAUCACCGGAAAAUAUCAUAUCCAUGUUCGGUGUCCGGCUCUCAUCAAUCUUGGGAACAAAGCUGCUGGUGUUAUUGUCGGUGAUAACGCCGUUAAGUAUACGUUGGUUACUAAAUGUAGUGUGAACGUUUAGAACUUUGACGCCGUUAAGUUGCUUCUAUCUUCUUUUUUAUUAUUAUUAUAUAUAAUCAAAUCAUUUUCUAUUUAC